UUUCUCGUUUUGCUUUCAUGUCUCAGGUUGCAAGAUCAAAGCGCUGCGAGCAAAGACUAACACCUACAUAAAGACCCCAGUUCGAGACGAGGAGCCUGUUUUUGUGGUGACCGGCAGGAGGGAGGAGGUGGCUAUGGCCAGGAGGGAAAUCAUCUCUGCUGCAGAGCACUUCUCCAUGAUCCGAGCCUCCAGGAACAAAAACACCAGCCUGAACGGAGGUGGCACCCCAGUCCUUGGACCACCCAACCUGCCCGGACAGACCACUAUCCAGGUCCGGGUGCCUUACCGUGUUGUGGGACUGGUUGUAGGUCCCAAGGGUGCCACCAUCAAGCGCAUCCAGCAGCAGACUCACACCUACAUUGUGACACCCAGCCGAGACAAGGAGCCAGUGUUCGAGGUGAUGGGGAUGCCAGAGAAUGUGGACAGAGCACGUGAAGAGAUCGAAGCGCACAUCACCAUGAGGACAGGAGGCCUUAUUGAACUCCAGGAUGAAAAUGACUUCCACGCAAAUGGGACCGACGUGGGUUUUGAUCUGCACGGGCAUGCCACCCUGUGGUCCAAGCCCAGCACCGGGAUGACCCCCAUCUCAGAACGUAAACCCUUCUCCAACUAUCGCAAUGACUCGUCCUCCUCCACAGACUCCUAUUUUGGUAACAACAACUCAUGUAUAGCCGACUACAGCCCUCCCAGCCCCAGACUCAGCUACACCACCACCAACGGUAACAACAAUAACAAUAACAUCAGUGUCAACACCAAUGGCAAUGCAUUGGUUUACGAAACUGAGGUGAUUUCACCUGACUGCACGACUUUUGACUCCUCAUCAGGGUUUGACCCCACUUCAGCCCCACCGGGCCUUUUGUGGUCCCAGUACGAUAGUCGCACGACCCCGUCAUCCACCAGAGGCAACUCCCCCACCUCCACCUCAGCCAUGUUCCCCAACAACACCUCCACUAAUGCCAAUGUGAUAGUUAUGAGUCAGAGAAGGGUUUAUGGUUGUACCCCACAGCCCAGACUGUCGCCUCCUCUCCACAGCCACACAGGAGGCCCCAUUGAGCACCUGUUAGCCCGUGGGAUGUGCAGUGACCCAGGCGGAGGCCCACUCAGUUUCCCUGGUUACUCCAGCCCUAUCGGCUGUCUGGCGGGCCCUCACCUCCCUGGAGUUUCAUGCGACUCCUUCACCUCGUCAUCGUCCUCCUCUUCUUCCACCUCCUCUGGCACCAGCCGAAAAGGCAGUCGCGACUGUUCGGUGUGCUUUGAGAGCGAGGUCAUUGCAGCCCUGGUCCCCUGUGGGCACAACCUCUUCUGUAUGGAAUGUGCCAAUCGUAUCUGUGAGAGGAGAGAACCCAAAUGCCCUGUCUGCCACACUGGUGUCACUCAGGCUAUACGUAUAUUUUCAUAAGAAGUGUAACUCUGACUGUAUCAGCAGCAAGACUGGCUACAAUAGCUGCAACAGACUCUUUAUACUGCUUUAAUUGGUUCACAUUUACCAGUUUGUAAAGUGUACAUAGAUAUACAUUUGUAUGUAAGAGGCUACAGUAUCCAGAAGAAGGGACAGACAUCCUUUGUGGGCUUUGUUGUAGUUGUUUGUGCUAUACUGUCGCUUGGGGACAUUUUUUCAACAUUUAAGAGGAUGUUUUAAAUAUUACAGCGUAGUAUUCAAUAGUUCAAGUAAGUUGUACUCUAUAUGUGAAAUAUAGGGUGAAGUGAAGAGUAGGGAUGCCACAAUUAUAGAUUUUGUUGGUACGAUUAUAUAGUGAGGAAUAAUCAUGGUUUCAAGAUUAUCACAAUUAUAAUGCAUUAAAUUAAUUUAACACUAUUAAAUACUUUUUAUUUUUUAUUUAUAAUUAGAAUUAGAUUUUUAAUAUUUAAUAACAUUAACAAAUUGUUAAUAAGGAGGGGAAUAAACUGAACUGUUAUUGUCAUCAACUCUCAUUCAUACAUAUAAGUUUUAGUGAAAAUGAUUUGAGAACAUCAAGUUUAUAAGGUCCUGAUGUUAUGUUAGUGUUUUGAAUCUGCCAUUUUCUUUGGUGAAAUUAAAGCUUCACAUUUUGGUCCCACUGCCAGAGUUUAGCCAGUGUACAGUAGUAGCCUUCAUGUCUCUGAUAAGCAUGGAACUUUAAGCUGGCACGGUGCUCUUUUUGUUUUCGUUUUGUGCAAGUUGCAACAAUUCCUUUCACUGCAACAGAAACACUCGGUGUAGCGGAGCCUUUACGAUUAAUUAACUGAGACGUUUUAAAGCGUAGUUAAUUGUGAAAUCCGGUAAUUGCUGCAUCCCUAGUAAAGAGACACGGUGGGGCCAGGACGGAUGUAGGUGGGUCUAACUCUAGACUGUUAGCAGGGCUGAGCCUUCUAGUUUUCAUGAUUGAAUCUAGUAAGAGGGGAGUCCAUUACUGGGAAACACGGAGGGCUUCCUGCCAAACAGGACCAUUGACGUACAAAGAUAUUGCAGACACCACAUGGAGGGCAACAACAUAUCCUACAUAUACAAUAAUUCAAUUCAAUUCAAUUUUAUUUAUAUAGCGCCAAAUCACAACAACAGCUAUCUCACAGCGCUUUUCAUAAAAGAGCAGGUCUAGACCA
This is a messenger RNA of Micropterus dolomieu (smallmouth bass), 2580 nucleotides long. It is a transcript of the gene mex3b, whose product is annotated as mex-3 RNA binding family member B. Gene Ontology annotation, molecular function: RNA binding. The transcript has a single exon. Lineage: Eukaryota; Metazoa; Chordata; Actinopteri; Centrarchiformes; Centrarchidae. The record is from RefSeq and is a predicted model, not a curated record. The annotation marks the transcript as partial.